Dreissena polymorpha is the source of this 6061-nucleotide messenger RNA. RefSeq lists its product as uncharacterized. Bases 72 to 2030 code for a protein of 652 amino acids. Lineage: Eukaryota; Metazoa; Mollusca; Bivalvia; Myida; Dreissenidae. The record is from RefSeq and is a predicted model, not a curated record. The transcript is spliced from 20 exons.
UUGAGAUAAAUAUCGCAAAAGUAGCUGUUGUGCUGUUAUACACAUUAAAUUGCAUACGCAGUAAGUACCAAAUGGCCACAGCUGUUUUACACAAACCUAUCCAGAAAGCUGACGAGACUACAGGAACUUGGUCUGCAAUUUUCCCCACAGAGCAAGUAACUGAGGUGCAGUCAGCACUUUUCGUGAAAAAAUUGUUGGCAGUGGCUGUAUCAAAUAUUGCAUAUCUGAGGGCAAUAUUUCCUGAAAAUGCUUUUAGGGACAGAAGCUUAGAAGGUUUAAACCUGAAGAUUCUAAAAGAGGACAAGUCAUGUCCAGGUGCCAUUCAAGUUAUCAAGUGGAUUCAAGGCUGCUUUGAUGCGUUUGAUAAAAAAUAUCUUAGAAUGCUUAUGAUUGGGCUCUACGUGGAUCCAAAAAAUCCUGAUACAGUCAUUGAAUCAUAUAUGUUCAAGUUUUCAUAUGAAAAAGCUGGAGGGAUGGAGAUCUAUAGAAACAAUGAGAAGAUAUCAGGGGCCCACUCAGACACAGAGAUACGGAAGGCCACCAUUCGGAUGUUGAGGAGCAUCAUCCUUCUUACCCAGACCUUGGACUCCUUGCCUGAUGACAUCAUGAUGACAAUGAAGCUGCUCUACUAUGAAGAUGUGACACCAGAAGAUUAUGAGCCCCCAGGUUUUAAAGCUGCUGACAAUGAUAACUUUGCAUUUGAAGAUGAGCCGCUGUCCAUUAAAGUUGGGGAUGUGAACACAGGUGCAACCCAGCUCAAUGACCUUCGAGUUGACAGCCACACGUCAUAUGAACACAGCUCCAGUGUGUCGGAAUUUCAAAACUGUAUGGCAGAUGUUCUGAGGAGUGAUCUUCUCCAGAAGAUACAGACAUCAUGCAACUUUAAGGUGCGUAUGAAGACUAACAAGGAGCAGUUUGAACUGAGGAAUACCCAGCCUGACCAGCAAGAGUUGGAGUUGAUGGCUUCACAGAGCAAUGAAAUCAAGACAGGUCUUGACAAUGAUGGAGCCACUGAGCUUAAGGAGACAUCCCAAGAAUCCAGUUCCAUGACAAAGCAACUACGUCACCGUCUGAAGGAGCCAUUGAUGAAUGCAGAUAUUCCUAUGGAGUCACCUGCCAAACCAGUAGAGAAGGCAGUUGAUAUUGUGGUUUCUGAGGCUAGUCAAGUGUCUGAAUCAGAGGAGUUCAAAGUGAGGUGUCCAUGUGGAUGCAAUGAGGAUGAUGGGCUGAUGAUUGCCUGCGGGGAGUGCAAGUUCUGGCAGCAUGCAAUCUGCUUCCUGGUCAUGGAGGAGGAUGAAGCCCCUGAGUGUCACGUCUGUGAUGUCUGUGCAAAGGACAUGGAAGAAGGCAAAAAAGUUACAGAUCCUUACUUGACAAAAUUGUCUUCUUUACAAGUUCAGGCUACGUGCCUGUGGCGGCGUACCCUGCUUGCCUGUCUUGACUUAGACCGAGUGCUAGCUCCAACCCUGGCAACCAGACUUGGUGUAGAGGUCACCGUGGGACAAGGGCUGGUCAACAGACUCAACAAAGAGGGAUAUCUCAAGCCACCUACAAAACCAAAGAAACUUGGAAGAGUUGUGGAUAAGGAAAAGAUAACUUCUGAAGCCAUUCCAAAAUACCUGAGGCAACCAGAGAAAUCAGACCUUUCAGCAAGAAAAGCCGAUGAACAACAAGAAUGUGAAUCUGUUAAAUCUGUGCCAAGACAACAUAUCGAGGUUGAAAUGCUCACUGAGAAAACUGAAAGUCUGAAACUGCAGAAUGACAGAAAAGGUAACAAGCUGUCUCGCAGUAAAAAGGCUGCCAGAAAUGCUCAAAGUGAAGUGGUUCCAAAGGGAUUAGAUGGACAUGAUGUGAUUGUGUCCAGUAUAGGCACACAUUCCAAAUGGAACAGAGACAAGUCAAGGAAGAGAGCAUUCCCUAAAAAUAAUGAGGACGAAGAAUUUGAAAUCUCCAGUACCCAGGAUGAGUAUCGGGCUGCACCAGGAAAGAAAAAGAAAUCAAGUGUUCCUACCAAGGCCAUUAUGGUUUAAAUUCAGCCAUUUUAAGUUCAAUUGCGAAUAUUAAUCUUUUGCUCCAUGGUUUGCUGUAUGUUUAUUGAACUACAGACCAUUUUAAUCAUCUUUGUAGAUAAAAUAUGGCACUGUCAGUGGUGAUGUUUAAAAAAGUCAAUCGGUUGACAAUGGAACUAUUAAUCUGCUUUGCAAUUCUGAAAUAGUUUUCUUAAUCAUUAAAAUGUGUUGAGUGAAAUGUUAUGUUGAGUUAGAUUAACAUUUUAAUGGUAGGGUAUUUAAAAAAAACAAACAAUAAUGUUUAUAGUAUUGUAUGCUCAUAACCAAGAAGUAGGAUGUGCAAUUUAGGGAUCACCAUAUCAUAUGUCUCUGUUCUUUGGUCUGUCUAAUCGUCUGUCUUGAAACCAAAGUUUGAACUCCUGAAUCCUGCUUAUAUGCACAGUUUGGCACAAAUAUUAACAUAAGAUAUUGGACAGUUUGUAAAGUGCAAAAAAUAAAAGGCUGUCUAUAGGGUCAAGGUUAGUUUUAUGUAAAUAGUAAAAUAGCACUGUAUAGUCAAAUAUGUGCAUCUGAGCUCCUAACUUUCCAAUGCAUGAAAUGAUAAGGUGUCUAAUGCAUAAACCAUGUGUACCUUAGAAGGUCAAAAUAUAGUCUUACAUUAUAAAAAAUAGUCCAGUGAUCUUUCUAUCCUAAUGCAUGGAAGGAAAUCGUAAAAUUUCAAGCUAUAUGCAAAUUUGUGUCACGCCUACCGAAUUGAUCACUACCAUAACUAUCAAGAUGUUUACUUUAGGUAAAAAAUAAAAUGCUUUUGGUUAAAAUAUUGCUUGCUGGAGGUCUAGAUUUGUAUUCUUUUUUGCUUGUUCAAUUAUGUCUUGUACAUAUCAUUUGAGUCUUUACAUUUUUGUCUGGUUAAACAAUACAACUUAAGGGGGAAAUCAAUGUCAGUGGUAUGAAAGAUUGCCCUUGUUUUCUUUUAAUGAAAUGUUGAAACAUUAAGAUUUAAUACUUGUAAACAUACUUUAUUUUACUUGUUUAAGUGGUGUUUUUAUCAUGUAUCCUUUAGGACUGCUUAAUUCAUUUACAAUCAGAAAUUUUCAUUGGUUGUUACUUAGGUUAUGCCUCGUCUUAUCUUAACACAUUGGAUAUGCCUUGUGUCAUACCUUUGUCUACAUUUUUGACAUACUAAAGCAGCCCAUCCACACACAAUAUCAUUGUCAAUUUUAUUGUCUCAAUAAUAUUGACAGAAUAUUUUUUUCCCUUAAAGCGGCCCAUCCACACACAAUAUAAUUGUCAAUUUUAUUGACUCAAUAAUAUUGACAGAAUAUUUUUUGCCCUUUAGCCAUGUUGACUGUAUGGAAAUUUUGACGAGACUACCGGUACAUAUAGAAAUGUAUAAAUAUUGAUUAAAUAUUAUUGAAGGGUGCAAAACACUUGUCAAUAAAAUUGACAAUGCGUCAAUAAAUAUUUGAGAUCUCUGAUUUUCUUCAAUAUAUUGACUCAAUCUUCAAUAUCAUCCAUUCACUAUCAAUUUUAUUGUCAAUCUUCAUUAUUGACAACUAUAUUGAUUGUGGAUGGGCCGCAUAAUUUGUGUUAUUUUGAUCAUCAUGAUAUCAAAGAUGAACACUCGGUUGUUGAAUGAUAGUUUUCUGACAUUUUAGUUGUUUGUCUCCUGAUUUCCAAUACAUGUGUAAAUUAUAAAUAUCAAACAAGAUCAACAUACCUAACCAGGCACAUUGUGUGGGUAUUUAACUCUUAGUUUAGUAAACAAAUUUCAAUUUACAUUAACUUGAUAGAUGCUGGGUAAAUGGUCUACCAUAGUACUUUGAAUAUCAAAUCAAUACCUGGUUUACUGUUCAUGCAUUUUUAGCUCGUUUAUUAUGUAGGAAAUAUAUAUAGUGGAGCUAUCCUACUCACCCCGGCGUUAGCAUUCCCGUUAGCAUGCAAAUGUUAAAGUUUGCAUACCACCCCAAAUAUUUUCAAUGUGCCUUUACAUAUUGCUUUCAUAUUUUGCAUACUUCUUUACCAAAAUGACCCCAACCUAUAAACAAGAGCAGGCAACUGUAUCAAGUAUUUUGUAAGAAUUAUGGCCCUUUUUUCACUUAGAAUAUGCAUAUUAUUGAUAAAUCUAUGUUAAAGUUUGCGUUUUUUCACUUAGAAUAUGCAUAUUAUUGAUAAAUCUAUGUUAAAGUUUGCGUACCACCUCAAAUAUUUUCAAUGUCCCUUGACAUAAUGCUUUCAUAUUUUGCAAACUUCUUUACCAACAUGACCCCAAUCUAUAAACAAGAGCAGACAACUGUAUAAAGCAUUUUGUAAGAAUUAUGGCCCUUUUCCCAUUUACAAUAUGCAUAUUACUUAAGUUACGUUGCCUUAACUUCUUUAUUUAUGAUCAGAUUUUAUUAAUACUUUGACAAAACAACACUUACCUGAAUACCACAAUGGAUUCCACCCAAACAAUACCCCACGCCCCAACCCAGAAUCCCUGCCCCCCCCCCCCCCCCCCCCCCAAAAAAAAAAUUUUUUUUUUUUCCUUUUUAGCUCACUUGAGGGCAACGUGCUCAUGAUGAGCUUUUGUGAUCGCCUUUUGUCCGUCGUGCGUCGUCCUUCGUCAACAUUUUGCCUUGUGAACACUCUAGAGGCCACAUUUUUUGUCCAAUCUUCAUAAAACUUGCUCAGAAGAUUUUUUCUAAUGAUAUCUUGGAUGAGUUAAAAAAUGGUAACCUUUGCUUGAAAAACAUGACUGCCAAGGGGCGGGGCAUUUUUCCUUAUAUGGCUAUAGUAAAAUCUUGUUAACACUCUAGAGGUCACAUUUAUUGUCCAAUCUUCAUAAAACUUUGUCAGAAGAUUAAUCCCAAUAUUGAAUAAUAUCUUGGAAGAGUUCGAAAAUAAUGCCGUUUGGUUGAAAAACAUGGCCACCAGGGGGCAGGGCAUUUUUCCUUAUAUGGCUAUAGUAAAACCUUGUUAACACUCUAGAGGCCACAUUUAUUUUUCGAUCUUCAUGAAACUUGGUCAGAUGAUUUGUCCCAAUGAUAUCUUGGAUGAGAAUGAAAAUGGUAACCUUUGCUUAAAAAAACUUGGCUGUCAAGGGGCGGGGCAUUUUUCCUUAUAUGGCUAUAGUAAAAUCUUGUUCACACUCUAGAGGCCACAUUUAUUUCCAAUCUACAUGAAACUUGGUCAGAAGAUUCAUCCCAAUAAUAUCUUAAAAGAGUUAAAAAAUGAUGCCCUUUGGUUGAAAAACAUGGCCGCCAGGGGGCGGGGCAUUUUUCCUUAUAUGGCUAUAGUAAUGAUACCUUGGAUGUCACAGUUCGAAAAUAAUUAUAUUUGCUUGAAAAACAUGGCUUCCAAGGGGUGGUCUUCAUGAAACUUGGUCAGAAGAUUUGUCCCAAUAAUAUAUUGUUAUCUCAGGUGAGCGACUUUGGGCCUUUCAGGCCCUCUUGUUUUAUUUUUGAAAGAUCAUCUAAUAAAUGACCACACCCCACAUUAUAUCCCCCUACCCCCCCCCCCCAAAAAAAAAACAACAACAUUUUUUUUUCCUUUUAUAUUUAUUAACUUUAUUUUUGAAGGACUGUCCAAACUUCCUACCCAAGCUAUUGCUAUCAAACUUGAAAUAAAAUCUAUUUAGUUUGUUUUAUGUCUACAAAUAUUCAAUAGAUUGUUGAAAAUAUACCUGAACUAUUACCUUGACCUUAUUGAAUUAUUUGAAGAAUUACCCCCUGAUGGCUUACGUUAUACUGUCAAGCACUGGAAUAGUCGAGCGCACUGUCCUCUGACAGCUCUUGUUUGGUAUGUUCUUCAUUUCUUUAAUUCUAAAAAUGCCUCAUUCUAUGGAUUUAGAAUAGAAAACAAGUUUAGAAGUAAUUAACAAUUUCUUUUGUGUUGUUCAUGUAGGUGUAAAAUGUGUUUGUUUGAUGCAUUAAGUGUCUCUUAUGUGUUUAUUGUUAAUUAUUGAAGAAAAGCAGUAAUGUGAUAAAAUUGACAAAGAAAUCUUACAUAUUUCCACAUUAUAUACUAUGUUAAAUGUUUUGUUGAUGUUAAUAAAACAAUGUUACGUUUUA